Solanum lycopersicum (tomato) is the source of this 2437-nucleotide messenger RNA. RefSeq names its product probable beta-1,4-xylosyltransferase IRX10L. The record is from RefSeq and is a predicted model, not a curated record. Gene Ontology annotation, biological process: glucuronoxylan biosynthetic process; plant-type secondary cell wall biogenesis. NCBI's taxonomy places the organism in Eukaryota, Viridiplantae, Streptophyta, Magnoliopsida, Solanales, Solanaceae. Gene Ontology annotation, molecular function: 1,4-beta-D-xylan synthase activity; glucuronoxylan glucuronosyltransferase activity.
UAUUGACUCCUCAAUAGUUGUAGUUCAUCAAUAAAACACACAUCUUUUUCGAUUUGCUUCUGCUAUAGCCUAUAGGGGAAGAUGAGAAAUUGGAACUUUAUUGUGUUUCUCUGUCUUGCUUUCGUAUUGAGAGUUGAAUCCUUCAAGUUUCAUAGGAUUGAUCAACACGUUGAAAGGAUCUCCGGAAGUGCUGGUGAUGUGUUGGAGGAUGAUCCUACAGGUAGGUUGAAAGUUUUUGUAUAUGAGCUUCCAAGCAAAUAUAACAAGAAAACUGUGCAGAGGGACUCGCGAUGCCUCAGUCAUAUGUUUGCUGCUGAGAUAUAUAUGCAUCAGUUUCUGUUAUCCAGUCCUGUUCGAACACUUGAUCCAGAGGAAGCAGAUUGGUUUUACACUCCAGUUUACACAACUUGUGAGUACUUGACACCACAUGGUCAUCCUUUACCUUUCAACUCACCACGUAUGAUGAGAAGCGCGAUUCAGCUUAUUGCUUCUAGCUGGCCAUACUGGAACAGGACACAAGGGGGUGAUCAUUUCUUCAUUGUACCACAUGAUUUUGGUGCAUGUUUCCAUUUUCAAGAAGAGAAAGCUAUUGGAAGAGGUAUUCUUCCGUUGCUCCAUCGUGCUACCUUGGUUCAAACUUUUGGACAACGGAAUCAUGUUUGUUUGAAGGAAGGAUCGAUAACUAUUCCUCCGUAUGCUCCUCCACAGAAAAUUCAGUCUCAUUUGAUCUCUCCUGAUACACCAAGAUCCAUAUUUGUCUAUUUCCGUGGCUUGUUUUAUGACAAAAGAAAUGAUCCUAAAGGCGGGUACUAUGCAAGAGGCGCUCGAGCAGCAGUGUGGGAGAACUUUAAGGACAAUCCACUCUUUGAUAUUUCUACAGAUCAUCCAACUACAUACUACGAAGACAUGCAACGAGCUAUCUUUUGCUUGUGCCCUCUCGGAUGGGCUCCAUGGAGUCCUAGAUUGGUUGAAGCUGUUGUAUUCGGAUGCAUCCCCGUUAUAAUAGCAGAUGACAUUGUCUUGCCAUUUGCUGACGCGAUCCCAUGGGAAGAUAUAGGAUUGUUCGUAGCGGAGAAGGAUGUCCCAUAUUUGGAUAACAUUCUUACUUCUGUUCCACCACAAGAAAUACUGAGGAAGCAGAGAUUGCUCGCCAAUCCUUCAAUGAAGCAGGCUAUGUUAUUUCUACAACCUGCUCAACCAGGUGAUGCUUUCCACCAAAUCUUGAAUGGACUUGCUCGUAAAUUACCCAAUCAUCACAAGACUAUAUACGGAGACAACAACGUCUUAAACUGGACUGCUGGUCCAGUUGCUGAUCUAAAACCUUGGUAGGAUCAAGCUGAACCUCAAGGUUUAUUCAUUUUUCGCCCUUGAUUUGUUGACUUCCAACGUUCAAUUCUUUGUUCGAUGUUAAUUUUUACACGUAUUAGUAGACACACAUACACACACAUACUGUUGAAUAGUACAGUAGAAUGUAGGAUUUUCACCAUAGUUUAACUGUCCUACAAUGUCUUCAACUCCUCCUUUUGUUCUUUGUCAAUAAUCAUAAAAAUUCCGAAAUCUCAUUAAGCUAUAUUAUCAUGAAGAGACAGAAUGUGUUUUGGAGAACCAAAACACGAAAAUGAUUGAAAACAGUAACAUAAUAGAGAAUUGACUCAAAGUCUUCUUCUACUGCUUCUUUGUUCCCUAAAACAAACCAAAGAAAGAGAACUGUCAACGACUCCAUUGCACAAUUGCUUUGUGAAAGCUCGAAUACUUGGCCUCCAUCUCAUUCAUAAAAAGUUUCAGAAAAGAGCUAGCAUUUGAGAUUUAUUUGGUAGUCUACAUAUUUAUUGGCCUUGUUUUCAAAAUCGAGUACUAUUAUUUAGUAUUCUCCCUAUUCCUUGAAGUUGAUGGAGAAUCAAUGGAAUUAUUAACAUCUAGUUGAAACUUGGACAGAUUCAAUAGCAAUAUCGAGUUUGAAAUCACAAUUUUGCACAUCUUCAACUUGUGUUUUCCAGAUAUCCUUGGCUGAUUCAACAAGUGUUUCUUUGCAUGAUAUCACCUUGAUAGAUUUUAGAGUCAGCAUGUCUGCAAAGGGAGAAGGAUUGUGACUUUGAGUACCACAAGCUCGGUGAGGAUUGUGACUUACUCAAGACUAUAUAUACGACAGUUGAAUAGUGUUAAUUUCUUGAGACAUGGCGUAAAGUUCAUCUCAGCAAAGGUACAGAAAGGAUCCCCGUAACGCUUGAGCAUUUCAAGCUUAGUAAGAUUGUUAAAUGCAGGAAAGAAACUAUCACAUUUUGAAACUUCACAUCUCAGUUUUUGAAGAUUUGGUGCCUUGCCAAGAUGUUAAUCGCGUCCUCCUCACAAGAAAACCAUACUGAGGCAAGAGUUCUCAACUCGUUCAUUUUUGAACUUUAAUUAUAUUCAAAACAAAACUAAAAUGUAUCACAAAACA